AUGACUUUUCAUUUUUUAAAUGCAAUACAUUACUUUACUUAUUUACUUACUUUUGUCAUAUUGAAGUGGGAACUGACGGAAUCAAACAGUAGAAUCCCAGAAAAUCGAAACGAGCCUAUCCAGAUUAAAUGUCUUAGUUGUAAUGCUUGGAUCAUAAGGGAUGUGCGAAAUCGAUGGCAUUGUUUAAGCUGUAUUUCUCGACGUUCAUUUCAUUUUUUUCCUGCAUGCGGCAAUGUCAUCAGUGAACAAUAUCCAGCAGAAGUCAUAAAGAAGAAUUCUACAUCAUCGUCUACUUAA
Messenger RNA from Brugia malayi, 297 nucleotides. RefSeq lists its product as uncharacterized. The record is from RefSeq and is a predicted model, not a curated record. Bases 1 to 297 code for a protein of 98 amino acids. The transcript has 3 exons. NCBI's taxonomy places the organism in Eukaryota, Metazoa, Nematoda, Chromadorea, Rhabditida, Onchocercidae.